Hirsutella rhossiliensis is the source of this 906-nucleotide messenger RNA. Its product is annotated as ABC transporter domain-containing protein. The transcript has 5 exons. Gene Ontology annotation, biological process: transmembrane transport. NCBI's taxonomy places the organism in Eukaryota, Fungi, Ascomycota, Sordariomycetes, Hypocreales, Ophiocordycipitaceae. The record is from RefSeq and is a predicted model, not a curated record. The coding region runs from base 1 to 906 and encodes 301 amino acids. Gene Ontology annotation, molecular function: ATP hydrolysis activity; ATP binding; ATPase-coupled transmembrane transporter activity. Gene Ontology annotation, cellular component: membrane.
AUGAUCGUCGCCGGUGUUGCAAUCAUCGUCGUGGCCCUCGCGGUAGCUCUAAAAUCGAGUGGCGGACUUGCGGGCGUUGCCUUGACGCAGGUAAUGUCGCUAAGCAUGAUGCUUACAACCAUUGUCAUGCAGUGGACAGUCGUGGAGACGAGCAUCGGGUCUGUUAGUAGAAUUAAGAAUUUUGUUGAAAAUACGCCCUCGGAGAAUAAGACAAACGAGGUUUUCGAACCUCCUUUGGCUUGGCCUCGUGCCGGUAAAAUCUGUCUUAACAGCGUUAGCGCCUUCUACGAAACAAAACCGGACUCUCUUAUUCUCCGGACUGUGAGCCUAUCCGUAGAAGGCGGACAGAAGAUAGGAAUAUGUGGCCGAAGCGGCAGUGGUAAAUCUUCACUGCUUCUGCUAUUAUCACGCAUGCUAGAGAUGAAAGAAGGCUCCAUCGUUAUUGAUGGUGUCGAUCUUAGCACUGUGCCUCGAAACACGGUCCGCGCUCGACUGAAUAUCGUUCCUCAAGAACCCGUGUUUAUCCCUGGCACAGUUCGCUUUAACCUCGAUCCUCGCCAUGAGUCUUCGGACUCUGAAGUGGUUGAAGCACUGAGGCGGGUGCAUCUCUUGGAUAUUCUGGAAGCCAAAGGCGGGCUACUGUCACAACUUGAUCUAGGCUUUCUCAGCCACGGUCAACGUCAGUUGUUUUGCUUGGCGGUUGCCAUCCUUCGCAAGGCGAGUAUUGUGCUACUUGAUGAAGUCACGAGCAAUGUGGACCGGGCUACGGACGACCUCAUGCAGACAAUUAUUCGCAAGCAGUUUAGGGACUGCACCGUUAUUUCUAUUGCUCAUCGGCUAAGUACUAUUCUAGACUUUGAUCAAGUUGUAGUGCUUGAUUGCGGAGUGAAAGGAGUGCAAGGCUAG